Trachymyrmex septentrionalis is the source of this 3174-nucleotide messenger RNA. RefSeq lists its product as uncharacterized. The transcript is spliced from 9 exons. The record is from RefSeq and is a predicted model, not a curated record. Bases 52 to 2355 code for a protein of 767 amino acids. NCBI's taxonomy places the organism in Eukaryota, Metazoa, Arthropoda, Insecta, Hymenoptera, Formicidae.
GUACACCAGUAUCAGGCGCAAAUAUCAAAGCUGCAACUGGAGAAUGAGUCGAUGCGUGGUCAACUACGCGGCCUGGAGGCAGCAUGUGCCGGUGAAGUGCACGCCGCGCUGGUGGCACGUUUGGCAACCCUUGAAACGGAGCACGCAGCCUUAGCGCGAGACGCUGACGCCCAGCGUCGACAGUAUGAGCGGUGCCUGGACGACGUCGCCAACCAGGUGGUCCGCGCUCUCCUAUCGCAAAAGGGUCUUAGGGAAGAAAUAGGUGCAUUGCAGAGACGUAUACGAGAGCUUGAGGCUCAAAACCGAGCAUUGUCAGGACUCUUGGCGCAGGCUGCCAGUCCUGAAAGCCCUACCGAACUUAUCCAAGGAAUUCUCGAGGCUGGUCCAGCCGCUCUGGUCGCCGCUUUGGGCCUGGACUCUUCCUGGGUACCCCUCUCAAGACCGCGUUCCCUCAAUUUGCAAAUACCCGUGAUGGCAACCACUAAGUGCCGACGUAGUAGACCUCUUGCGCAAAAACCGUCGGAGGAGGAAGGCAGUGAAAGCCCAGAAAGCGGUAAUCGCGAUGAGGGCUACUCGACCAUGUCGAGUGACGUUCAAGGUGAGGGUACGCGUCAGGAGCCAUCUGUGCGCGGCCUCGAAGAUCUGAAGGAGGCCACCGACGAGACCGAAGCUGAUGUUUCGCCGGAUGCUCGUCUCGUCGCCCUCGACGCCAGCGAUCCGGACGUCCUCUUUCUACCUCUGAAUCUCACCGUGGGCAUCAAUCCGCGCCACAGCUAUCCGCCGACUAAAGAUUUAUUACCCUAUCAGCACGUAAUGCGUAGCUUCUCCGACAGUCAUCUCUGUCUCAAGCUCACUACUACCACCAAUUUUACACCGUAUAAACUGCCUAGCCCCAUAGGCUCAUCUUCUCUCUUGUUGGUGGAGGAGGAAGGCUGGGAUGCCGAAUAUGUGCAACAAUGGCUUAGGCUCGAUGACAGUAGAAGCACGCAACAACAUCGAGAUCUGCUCGAAUUGGAGUACGACAGAGCGGAGUUGGAGGAUUGGAGUUUCUCCUUGUCCACGGAAGACCUCGUACAAAAUGAAUCCGCAAUGUGGAAGGAGCAACCAGCUACAAAUACACCUGCCCUGCCAGCAAUCAAGGAACAUAAUCUUCUGGAAUUGGAGGAGGACGCGAACGAGUGUCUGUGGAACGGUGCGAGCUAUCUUGCCGAUAGGACCGGAGGAGAGCUGGUUGCGCUUUUGAUGGAUGCGAGGACAAACGGACCUUGGCCGUAUGCCUCAAGUCCCGGUGCGUCCUGGAGUAGCGAGGAGGGUGCUCUGGAAAACUCGAGUAAGCGUUCAUCGGCGGCACUCUCUGGCUGCAGCGACGAUCCUGACACUCCGUCAAUCGGCACGGACUUUACCAGAGACUUUUACCGGCUAGUAAAGUUCGAGAGUACUAAGAGCUUGGCGAGCACGUCCUCCAGAAGUGGUAGGCCACCACCGGAUAGGGAACAAGCGCUUCAGAGUGUCCUGUCUUUCAUCGCCGAACAACAGAUGUACCUCGCAGAGUUACCGAAUAAUCCCGUGGAACCGCAGAACGUGUCUCACUCGACCGAAGAAUUGGUCCCUAACAAAAAUGAUUCUACGGGAGAAACAAAGAUAGCGAAGCUAGAAAGUUCAUCCGUUCAAGAGCGUAGUAUCGGAAACGCGAAUGAAAUGAGCAGCAACGAUGAGCUACUCGAUCAGAUACAGGUACCACCAUUGGCACUCGAGGAGAGGAUUGUAAGCGCUGUGUCCUGUAAUGGCGGUAUCGCAUAUACAACGGUAGCUCCAUCGGAAUUGGGAGCUGUUCCCGAGGAGGACGAAGAGGCAACUUCCUCUACGCCUAGUACAGUUGUCAGCCCGGCACGAGCAACGCUUCUCGUGGAGGGCAGAGAUCGAACAUUGAGCUUCCAUGAACGCGCCACAUCCAAGGAUGUUAUAGAUGAAUUGAACCGUAUGAUUAGGAAGGGUGAAGAUACUACCGCUGUUAACAUCGUUAACAACGAAUCGCAGGUACCGCUUGAGAAAUUGGAUCUUGCUUGCUGCUGUCCAACAGGAUGGGUUCACGUUGAACGUGAUAUUGACUUCACCGACCCCAAGGCCAGAGCAAAUCUCUUAGACGUGAUGUUAGCAAGCAGCGAAAGUUCUUCGGCGACAUCGAGUAGCGGUUCGGCGGGUAGCGAUUCGGGAGAUGAACCACCUGAUUACCGACACUUGCAUAGAUUACAUCGGUACCGACGGCAAAAGAAAGAUGGUAGCGCCUACGCGGUGUGCUUUGAUUGUCACAAGAAAAGCUACGUAGUUCGGCUUAGUGACGAUCAGUUUCUAUAAGCGACAUGACCAAUUGGGAGGAAUGCAUUGCCGCGCCGGGGAACCUAUUUCGUCUUAAACGGAACCACGUGUUACGCCCUGGAAAAUGGACUGAUUAUCGGUUUAUACUAACAGAAUUAUUAACUGGUAGUGAACGUUCCUGGCGUAGCGCCUCCACGCAAUUCCAUUUCUUCGUUUGGUUCACAUAUAUUUGCGUGGCCUACUUGGCAUACAUUGCCGUCCGAAAGUCUUGGGACAAAAUACAGAAAGGUACAUUGAAUAUAAAUGAAUAUCGAUUGUAUAUACAAUUGUAUAACCAAAACGUGUGUGUAUGUAUAUAAUCAAACAGGGAGAUUACAUUCAAACUUAAUGCAAUUUCUUAAAUACAUUAUAUCUAAUUUUAUAUAGUUUUAUAUAGAUAAUCAAACAUACAACUAUGUCCACAAAAGCGCAAUUCAAAAUAUCCAAAGACUUUUAGACAAGAAUGCAAAUUGAUGUGCAAAUUUAACGUCGUCUAAUAUCUUGUUAAAAUUGAAAGAUAAGUGAGCAAUCAUGCAAUAUAUGAGACUGCAAAUAUGAACAUUAUGUAUAUAACUGAAAUUAAACAGCUUCUCAAAUGGAAUUGCGUCAGGGUAUAAAUUAAAAAUAGUUAUUUUCUCUCUCAUUGUAUUGCGAGCAAAUUGAAUCUCUGAACUUUAUUGGCACGUGCAAGACCGUUUCAGAGCAUCUUCAUCUUCCUUUUCGACAUCUUUAUUUCAUUUUACGCCUGUCUAUAUUAGAUCAUUAAUCACGCUACGUUAUUGAUCAUUUUUAAUUUCACGUAAAAUUGUAACCAAUUCG